AUGUCCGUCCAGGAGGCCCAGCAUGUGGCCAUCCUUGACGACAUGGCUCUAGACCUCGUAUACGAAGUCUUCACCGAAAGCUCGGCUCCCUAUGGUUUCAAGCGUAUUAUCAAAUUGGAUAAGGGCGGUGCACCGUCUCUCGACCGUCUACGUCUCGCAGCUGAGGAUGUCAGGGAGAACGUUGACCUCUUUCGCAAGGAGCUGAGACGAAUCUUCAAUGACUACCUAGACGACAAGAUCAGGGUCAACCCAGAGAUUAGACAGUGGCUCCUAGAGGCAUGGAUCUCGACUGCUUACGGACCGUAUACGAAGAUUCGACCAAAUGAGAAGGGCUCUGUCGACUUAGUUACAGCGACAACCCUUGCCCGCGGAAAGCUAGAGCGUAUCGUUGGUGUCGAAGAUGUUUGUUUGAACCUAAAGGGUGACGGCAACGUCGAACGACUGGGUUUCGACGAGGACUUUCUCGACUACAGUCAUCGAGACAUCCCGAAAGCAACAGUAGGGCCCAUCCGUUUAGUCAAGGCGUGCGCCAACACCAAGUGGCUUGCGCGUCCUUCGAACCCCGGAGUGUUCUUCCCCGACGGUGCGGAUGUGCAAUGGCUUGUGCUCAAGCGGACAAUUCCUGAAGGCGAGAUGUUAUGGUGGGCUUGGGGUGACGGUGAAUACGAGAAAGAAUGGUUAGUCAUCCGCCUCCCAGCCAACACUGACGUGCACAGCCCUUGCCCGCCGGCUGAAAAGCGAAAGUCUAGAGGAGGAUCUAUCGCCUCCUUCGUGGUGCCUGACUGGGAGCCUCCAAUCCCCAGUCCUACUCAAGCCGAACCUGAAGAGAAGAAGCCCAAGAAACGCGUUCGGACAUAUAGCGGCAGCAAGCGCACAAUCAAGAAGCCGCGCCGACCAAGCAGUGACCACCAGGCGUCUUCGCCCAGUGCGCCUAGAUCAUCGUCGACCGGGUCGCUGUCACCCCCACCACCAGUGCGCCGUCGCCUGCCCUCUGAAACACCCGAGCCGUCGCCGAUCCCGGAGCAGUCGUCUGAGUCACCUUGGGUGGAGACUCCUGCUGCGGACGAAGAAGGCACAGACCUCGUCAUGGAGCAAACCCAGGUCGAUGUCAAUGGCAUGGGGAACCGGCAAGACGAAUCUUACGACACUACCAUGCAGCCCGUCGCAGAUGAUGACAAGGCGGAGGAAAGGAUGGAUCAGCCGAGCUCUGUCUCUGAACGUAGCCGACAGAGCUCCGUCAGUGAUUUGACAACCGUCCUCCAAACAGCUUCCUCGCCCAUGUCUGCGGCCAAGGUCUCGCCCAAGGCUGUUCACAACGACGGCCGCCAGCCUAAGCCUACACUCGUCCGCAUGACCACCGAGCCGACCUUUGCCGCCGAGCCGUCCUCUGCUGGAGCAGUCUCAUCAGAGCUCACUCCUGUCGCUCAGCUGGCUCCUGCGGUGCAACUUGCUCCUCCUCUGGCGGACGCUCCACUGGCCCCUGCAUCCGAUGGCCACGUCGAACAUCCGGUAAAUAUGCAGAGCGUGGUUCAAAACCUGAUCCAGAAUGUUGUGCCAGGCACCGUGCCUGCACAGCUUCUGUCAGCGGGCCAUACAUCGGAAGAGACGACCAUCCUCAAUUUGAGGUUGGUUGUCUCCUCUGAGACUCUCCGGAAUGCGGCACCCGCCACCGACCCGGCUCUUGAGGAGCGGGUGGCGGCUCUGGAGGCUGAUUUGGACGAACAAAAGUCGAGGAACGACGCACUUCAACAAGAGAACGCCUCGUUGAAAGAGUCUGUGCAGCAGCACAACGCGGUUGUGUCCCAACACCAGGCGGACAUGUCGGAUGUGCAAUCCGAGAACGCGUCUCUUCAAGUUCAAAAGGAUGCCCUGGAGCAUGACAAGGCAAAAUUGCUGAAGGAGAUCGACGGGUUCAAAAAGCAGAUCGCCAAGUCGAACCAGGACACCAAGAAGCUCGAAAAGGAUGCAAAGCAAGCGCAAGGCAAUUACAAGGAGGCCCAGCAGGAUAUCAAAACUAUUCGUCGUGAGAAAGACGAGGUCGAAAAGCGCUGCCAGAUUCUCGCAGAGGAAAUCGAGAAACUGUGCCGCGACAAGGAGAAGUUAUCCGAAGAUCUUCGUGGAUUCGUGAUGCGCCGUAAGAUGGCUGCAGCGGGGCCGGAAGAGCGAGUGCCUCGUGAAUAUCCUCCCCCACCACCGCCGGGUGAAUACCCGCCUCAUCCGCACCAGCAUCCUCACCCACCUCCGCCGAUGGAAUAUCCCUACCCUCCCCCGGGAUAUCCGUCCCCUCCUCCGCACGCCGGGUCGCCAUGGUCGCCUCCUGCACCUCCCCAAUGGGGUCCAUCAUCAGCAGGGCCAUCUCCUGCGCCACACCUGCCUCCGCACUACCCGCCGAGGCCAGCUACCGCAAGCGGUGCCUUCCCCCACGGCCCGUACCCUGAUCGUCCACCCUCCGGACACGGACAUGGGCCGCCUCCCAUGCACAGUCCAGACGUGCGCAUGCGACACGAUCGUGAGCGUGAUCGUCUGCCGCCCCCGCCUCACCCUCUCGACGUGAAGCCUAGCCUGCCGUCAUUGCCGGCCGUGCUUUCGGGUCGACCGGGUGGUCCGCCGCCACCCCCACCGCCUCACGUCGCCCGCAGCGUCUCGGGAAUGGCAAGCCCCAAUGGUAAAUUUUGGAACUAA
Messenger RNA from Trichosporon asahii var. asahii CBS 2479, 2682 nucleotides. RefSeq lists its product as uncharacterized. The transcript has 5 exons. The record is from RefSeq and is a predicted model, not a curated record. NCBI's taxonomy places the organism in Eukaryota, Fungi, Basidiomycota, Tremellomycetes, Trichosporonales, Trichosporonaceae. The coding region runs from base 1 to 2682 and encodes 893 amino acids.